CACUCUUCUCCUUCACCACUAUCAAUCACAAUCCCCAAUUCGGAUAACCCAAAAAUGGACGGAGCACUCUUCCCUCACAAACCUCCAUACCCAAUUCAAUCCAAAAGAUCUCCACCACCUCAAUCCUCUAACCAAUCUAUCAAAUUCAGCUCCGCUACACUUCACUUACCUCCUCCUUCUCCUCCUUCUUUCCCUCUCGAUUCUCUUCUUCACCAUCUCGUUCACCUCUCUUCCACGCCUCCACGACAUGCUGCUGCUCGUUUCCCUUCUCUUGAAGUCUCCACAUCAUCGGCUCAUAAAUGGCGUCACGAGUCGACGAAACCCAUGUCGAGUUCUGUUCUGGGUGUUGAAAUUGAGAACGAGAGAGAUGGGUCUUUGAAGCUACUGUGUAAGAAAGAAGUUGUCUUGGUUAAUUCCAUUGUUGAACAGCCUUUGCCAAGGUUAAGCAGUUUCUUCGAUUCGGUGAAAUCUGAAUUGCUUACAACUGAUUUGGUUAGUUUGGUUAAGGGUCUGGAUGAUUCUGGGCAUUGGGAAAGAGCUGUUUUUUUAUUUGAAUGGUUAGUUUUGUCUUCGAAUUCCGGAGCUUUGAAGCUAGAUCAUCAUGUUAUCGAAAUCUUAGUUAGGAUUUUAGGUAGAGAAUCUCAGUACUCUGUUGCAGCUAAGUUGCUCGAUAAAAUUCCUCUACAAGACUAUAUGCUCGAUGUUCGUGCUUACACGACGAUCUUACAUGCGUAUUCACGGACUGGGAAAUAUGAAAAGGCUAUCAAUUUGUUUGAGAGGAUGAAAGAGAUGGGUCCUUCACCUACUUUGGUCACUUACAAUGUGAUUCUCGAUGUUUUCGGGAAAAUGGGUCGGUCUUGGAGGAAAAUUCUUGGGGUUUUAGAGGAAAUGAGAAGCAAAGGAUUGAAGUUUGAUGAGUUUACUUGUAGUACUGUGCUAUCUGCUUGUGCAAGAGAAGGUUUGUUAAGAGAGGCCAAGGACUUUUUCGCUGAACUUAAGUCAUGCGGCUAUGAACCUGGAACUGUAACUUACAAUGCUUUGUUGCAAGUUUUUGGUAAAGCAGGAGUUUAUACAGAAGCAUUAAGUGUUUUGAAGGAGAUGGAGGAAAACAACUGCCCAGCUGAUUCUGUGACAUACAAUGAGCUUGUUGCUGCUUAUGCUAGAGCCGGUUUUAGCAAGGAAGCUGCUGUUGUCAUUGAGAUGAUGACGCAAAAGGGUGUAAUGCCGAACGCAAUCACUUAUACUACAGUGAUAGAUGCAUAUGGAAAGGCGGGAAAGGAGGAUGAGGCUUUGAAGCUGUUUUAUAGUAUGAAAGAAGCUGGUUGUGUUCCGAAUACUUGCACAUACAAUGCAGUGCUUAGUAUGUUAGGGAAAAAGUCGAGAUCCAAUGAAAUGAUAAAGAUGUUAUGCGAUAUGAAGUCUAAUGGAUGUUUCCCUAAUCGGGCCACUUGGAACACAAUACUUGCUCUGUGUGGGAAUAAAGGUAUGGAUAAGUUUGUGAACAGGGUGUUCCGUGAAAUGAAGAGCUGCGGAUUUGAACCUGAUAGGGACACAUUCAACACGCUGAUUAGUGCUUAUGGGCGAUGUGGUUCAGAGGUUGAUGCAUCAAAAAUGUAUGGUGAGAUGACAAGAGCAGGGUUCAACGCUUGUGUUACAACUUACAACGCGUUACUUAAUGCCUUGGCUAGAAAAGGAGAUUGGAGAUCGGGCGAGAAUGUGAUUUCCGACAUGAAAAGUAAAGGUUUCAAACCCACUGAAACAUCUUAUUCCUUGAUGCUUCAGUGUUAUGCUAAAGGAGGGAACUAUCUAGGAAUAGAGAGAAUCGAGGAGGGGAUAAACGAGGGCCAAAUAUUCCCGAGCUGGAUGCUUUUGAGAACACUACUUCUCGCAAACUUCAAAUGCCGAGCACUAGCGGGAUCAGAGAGAGCAUUCACAUUGUUUAAAAAGCACGGAUACAAACCUGACAUGGUGAUUUUCAACUCAAUGCUCUCCAUUUUCACGAGGAACAACAUGUACGAUCAAGCAGAGGGGAUUCUUCAGUCUAUCCACGAGGACGGGCUAAACCCGGAUCUUGUAACCUACAACAGCCUCAUGGACAUGUACGUAAGAAGAGGAGAGUGUUGGAAAGCCGAAGAAAUCCUCAAGACUCUAGAAAAAUCCCAGUUAAAACCGGACCUGGUCUCUUACAACACGGUGAUCAAAGGUUUCUGCAGAAAAGGGUUGAUGCAAGAAGCGGUUAGGAUGCUGUCUGAGAUGACAGAGCGUGGAAUCAGACCGUGUAUUUUCACUUACAACACGUUUGUUUCGGGUUACACGGCGAUGGGAAUGUAUGGAGAGAUAGAAGAUGUGAUUGAGUGUAUGGCGAAGAAUGAUUGCAGACCAAAUGAGCUGACGUUUAAGAUGGUUGUGGAUGGUUAUUGCAGAGCAGGGAAGUAUAGUGAAGCUAUGGAUUUUGUAUCCAAGAUUAAGACCUUUGAUCCUUGCUUUGAUGAUCAAUCUAUUCAACGGCUUGCUCUCCGAGUACGUGAGAAUUUAGAAUCCUAAAUCAAUUUUAUAUAUAAAUUUUUUGUA
This is a messenger RNA of Arabidopsis lyrata subsp. lyrata, 2571 nucleotides long. RefSeq names its product pentatricopeptide repeat-containing protein At2g18940, chloroplastic. Lineage: Eukaryota; Viridiplantae; Streptophyta; Magnoliopsida; Brassicales; Brassicaceae. Bases 55 to 2544 code for a protein of 829 amino acids. Gene Ontology annotation, molecular function: protein binding. The record is from RefSeq and is a predicted model, not a curated record. The transcript has a single exon.